Messenger RNA from Paramuricea clavata, 891 nucleotides. The record is from the annotation of a GenBank genome assembly. Lineage: Eukaryota; Metazoa; Cnidaria; Anthozoa; Malacalcyonacea; Plexauridae.
AUGUUCUCGAAAUAUAUCAGCCACAAAAACACUUGUGACAGAGUUGGGAUUUAUACCUCACCCAAGAAGUCAGUUGUCCCAACACAAAUUCUUGUGUUUCUUGGGUUUAUACUUAACUCAAUCAACAUGACAGUCUCCCCAACACAGGAGAAAAUAGACAAGACAGUGGCCGCUUGCAAACUAUUGUUAGCUAAAGCUGCAACUACAAUACAACAGGUUGGAGAAGUAAUUGGUCUAUUAGUCUCCAAUUUCCCUGGAGUGGAGUAUGGGCCUUUGCAUUAUCGAGAACUUGAAAUGGCUAAAUCUGCAGCAUUAACAUUAGCUUGUGGGGUCUAUGGCGCUAAAAUGACAUUAACUGAUAGGUGCGAGCAUGAAUUGAAAUGGUGGAUUACAAAUCUACCAAAUUCCACUCAUAAGAUUAUUCAUGGUAAACCAUUUGCUAUCAUUCAAUCUGAUGCUUCUACACAAGGAUGGGGGGCAGUCCGAGAGGGUACCUCUACAGGGGGUAGAUGGAGUACCAUUGAACAACAGGCACACAUCAAUGUGCUAGAACUCAAGGCAGCCUUUUUUGCCUUGAAAUCACUCUGUGUCAAUGACAGAGAUGGGCACAUUCAUUUGCAGCUUGAUAAUACAACUGCAGUUGCUUAUCUUAACAAAAUGGGGGGGACACAAUCUAGACCUCUCAACCAGUUAGCAGUUGAAAUCUGGCAGUGGUGCAUUGAAAGGAACAUUUGGAUCUCUGCAACUCAUAUAGCUGGCAAGGUUAAUGGUGAGGCAGAUAGAAUGUCUCGAGUAUUUCAUGAUAAGAAUGAGUGGAAGUUAAAUAAGCAAACAUUUCAAAACAUCUUAACAAAAUUUCCCAGCCUGGAAGUUGACUUGUUUGCAAGCCGA